UAAGUAAGAAGACACAUGAACAAAGAGACACAGACACAGCAAAAAUAAGAACAGAGAGACACAGACACAGACAAAGAUAGCGAGAGAGAGAGAUAUGGAGGAUACGGAUCUGAAAGCGCCGAUUCUGGGGGCGAGUCGAAACGGUACAGGAGGGGGGAGGCUGAGUCGGAGAUCGUACUCGGUGAAGUCAUUGAAGAAAGAUUUCGCGUUAAGUUUGCCUGAUAAGCUUCGCUCUGCUGGUGAUUUCGACCCUGAGUCUCAAACUUUCAGCCCUGACCUUUCCACAAUCUCCGGCUUAACCAAAGAUGUUACAUAUAUGUGGCAAAGACAGUCGAGCUUAGAAGAAUACACACGAACAUGGAAACUUAGACAAAGCAAAAGUAAGAACACAGAGAGUCAGAGACACACACACAGAGAUAUGGAGGAUACGAAUCUGAAAUCGCCGAUACUAGGGGCGAGUAGAAGCGGUAGGAGAGGGGGGAGACUGAGUCGGAGGUACUCGGUGAACUCGCUGAGGAGCGAGUUCGUGUCAAGGUUGCCUGAUAAGCUUCGGUCUGGUAUUGACCCUGAGUCUGAUCCAUUCUACCUUGACCUUUCCAAACCCUCCAGCUUAUCCAAAGGAGAAAGGGAGUACUAUGAAAGACAAAUCAAUACCAUGAAUUCCUUUGAAGAAGUCGAUUCUUUGAUGACAUCUAACAGUAUUGAUGAGGAGGAACAGGCUAAAGAAGAUGCUCGACAUGAAAGAGCAAUGAAGAUAUCUAAUUAUGCAAAUAUAAUACUUCUGGCAUUUAAGGUCUAUGCUACAAUAAAGAGUGGAUCUUUGGCCAUUGCUGCAUCAACACUAGAUUCUUUACUUGAUCUCAUGGCUGGUGGCAUUCUUUGGUUCACUCACCUGGCAAUGAAGAGCAUAAAUAUCUACAAAUAUCCUAUUGGAAAGCUGAGGGUGCAGCCAGUAGGCAUAAUUAUCUUUGCUGCUGUCAUGGCUACACUUGGCUUUCAGGUGUUGCUUCAGGCUGCAGAAGAACUAAUUAAAGAUGAACCUUCUGAAAAACUGUCCAAAAGUAAAUUGAUAUGGAUGUGCACAAUCAUGAUAUCUGCUACUGUAGUAAAACUUGCCCUCUGGAUAUACUGUAAAAACUCAGAAAAUGAUAUCGUCCGUGCAUAUGCAAAGGAUCACUUUUUCGAUGUGGUAACUAAUGUGGUUGGAUUAGCUGCAGCUCUUCUUGCCGAUGAAUUUUUCUGGUGGAUUGACCCCGCUGGUGCCAUCAUCCUUGCAUUGUACACAAUAAUAAAUUGGUCUCAAACUGUAUUUGAAAAUGCUGUUUCUCUCGUGGGACAGUCUGCACCUCCUGAAGUCUUGCAGAAACUAACAUAUCUUGUCAUGAGGCACCCUAAAGUCAAGCGUAUUGACACUGUCCGUGCCUACACCUUUGGUGUUCUCUAUUUUGUAGAGGUUGACAUUGAACUCCCAGAAGAGCUACCACUAAAAGAAGCACAUACCAUUGGAGAGAGCUUGCAGGAGAAGCUAGAGAAACUUCCGGAAGUUGAGCGGGCAUUUGUUCACCUCGAUUUUGAAUGUGAUCACAAGCCAGAGCACUCUGUACCCAGCAGACUACCCAACAAUCAGACUUGAAUUUUAAAUAGCUCAUACAAGUCUGACAUAGAAGAUGUGUUAGAAUCUUAUGGCUUUGUGGAGUUAAAUGGUUCGCCUUGAGGAAAUAGUUGUCUCUUCACCUAAGCCACUCACUUUCCUGCUCAUUCCCUAUCAAUAAUGCUUUAAUAGUUCCCCUUGUGACAGGCUAGUGCAAUUAUGAUUUAUGGUCUCCAUUGGGUUUCAAAUGCUUUUUCUUUAUGCUGAAGCACAAAGGCAGUUAUUAUGUAAGAAGCUCUUUUUGUCGUUCACAAUUAAAAUGUGAAAAAAACUUAAAUUGGACUCUAAUAACUUAAGCUACUGAUAAAUUAA
Quercus lobata is the source of this 1963-nucleotide messenger RNA. Its product is annotated as metal tolerance protein 4-like. The transcript has 8 exons. Gene Ontology annotation, molecular function: manganese ion transmembrane transporter activity. Gene Ontology annotation, cellular component: membrane. NCBI's taxonomy places the organism in Eukaryota, Viridiplantae, Streptophyta, Magnoliopsida, Fagales, Fagaceae. The record is from RefSeq and is a predicted model, not a curated record. Gene Ontology annotation, biological process: transmembrane transport; monoatomic cation transport. Bases 95 to 1633 code for a protein of 512 amino acids.